Messenger RNA from Pseudozyma flocculosa PF-1, 4689 nucleotides. RefSeq lists its product as uncharacterized. The record is from RefSeq and is a predicted model, not a curated record. The transcript has 3 exons. Bases 1 to 4689 code for a protein of 1562 amino acids. Lineage: Eukaryota; Fungi; Basidiomycota; Ustilaginomycetes; Ustilaginales; Ustilaginaceae.
AUGAGCGCUUCCCGACCUCCUACCGGGGUCGAUGGCCUGGUCCAGAAUGCCUCGGCCUCGUCCAGCUCCACUGUCAGGGACGCCUCUCGCCAGCACGUCCACUCGUUCCUCGAGAUUGACGACGAGACAGCGGCCGAGGUGCUCUGCGCCGCCAGAGACCAUCUGACCAUGACCAGCGACUCGAGCCUGGCCAGACCGCCGCCCUUGGCCCCGCGCUACAAUGCACUGCCCGCGCACUCUCCGCGAGGCCUGCACAGCCUGCCCGCAUCCGGCCCGUCGACGCCGCCAGAGCUGCAUCACAACGGCGUCCCAGGCCACCAAUCUGACGGCGAGGUCGUCUCAAGAAGGCCCACUGGCUUCUUGCCGCCGCUCUUCCGCCUUACCUCGGACGACGUCGCCAUCCCCGAUCAGCCCAUGGCAGACGACCGAGGUCAGGCGACGGAUGGCCUGGGCCCGCCCCCGCCCCCGGGGCAUGUGCCGAUGGGCUGGUCAAGCUCGCAGACAUCAAACGCCUCUAGCGACACCGGCACGUCCGCUCAAACCGCGGGCAGUGGCUACCAGGCCCUCGGCGGUCCACCGCAAUUCGAUCUGCGUCUCCAGCCACCGCCGCCCGGCUACCACACCCACGACUUCCCGCCCACGCCCCCGGCCAUCGAUUUCGCCGGGAACCAGCCCUCUCCCUUCAACGAGGCCUUCCAACGGCAGCUGCAGCUGCAAGAUGCCUACUCUCCACCGCCUCCGCCGGAUCAUCCCCCGCCGCCCAUUGACGCAGGGCCAGGAGGCGUCCCGGGAGGCGCGGCGGCAGGUGGUGGCGGCGGUCGCUUCCCGAGAUGGCGGGGCUGGCUGGAGAAGAGAGCGUUGGAACGCCACUACGCGCGGAUGGAUGCAGCUGCGGGAGCCUCGACGUCGGUCGAUGCCAACGGCAACCUCCUGGUCCAGCCGCCCAUCAGGAAAAAGAGUUGGGGCACGGGCGUCAAUGACCCGGACGCAGUUGAGGAUGACCUCGAUGUCGGCAGCAGCAGCAGUGACGACGAAGAUGGCGAGGACGGUUGGAGCCCUGUGGAUCCUGGCUCCUUGCCACCGCUCCACGUCCACCACUACGGCUCCAGAUUCAUCCCACACCUUCACUCGCAGCCGCUCUGCUCGGUCCUCCUCGAGCUGCCACCUGCGCCUCCUCUUCCCGGGGUCCGACGCUUUCGAGCUCGACCGAGGCAAGUGGUCCUGGUCGGCACAGCAGACGGCCUAUUCCUCUUCCAAAAGCCAGUUCGCCCGCCCCGCGACAAGCACCAGCAAGCGCCGCGAGGUGCCCAGAGCUCGACGGGAUCCUCAUCGCAGGAGGCGGCGCACGCACGAAUCGAGGAGGCCAAGUGCAUCCACGUCUGGUCAGGCCUUGGCAUCUAUCAAAUGUGCGUGCUCUCGUCCAACGAGCCGGUCUCUUCGCCCGGGCCGUUCGCUUCAGCGGCCCGGUCGGGGAGGGGCGCCUCUGGCAUCUUGCUGGCCCUCACGGCACCGACGACGGCGGUCACGUCGUCAUACCUGCCGAAGCCUCUGGUGCAGCUGAGCGCCCACGCAGGCACGGUCUUUGAGAGCGUGACGACGUCGGCUUCCGGCGGCCCCGGCAGCUCUUCGAAUUCCAGCCACGGGCACGGCGCGAGCUUUCCCGACGGCACCGAAGGCAUCGCGGCGGCCAACUUCGGGUGCGCUGCGGGCGGCGGACCAGGUCGAGCGGUUCCACCAGGCGGAACCGGAUCGGUUCGGAUGUGGAAUCUCGAGGCGCUCAGAAAGGUGCUGCUGUACGCCCUCGACCACGAGGCGCCCAAGCUGCCUAUGGACCUCGUCGGCGAGCGCACCGCGUCCAAGGAGAAGAAGAACACACUCGCAGCGAUCCUCAAAAGGACCUUCGCCAAGGAAAAGUCCAAGGGCGACAGGCACGCAAAGAGUCCGGGCCACAGCCGAAGAGGGACCAGCGAUGGCGUCGGUACCAUCGACCCUCUGCCCUCUGACCUCGGAACGGCCGACAGCCGACGAAGCUCUCCCAGGCUGACUGCGAGGGCCCUCGACGACCCAUCGGAUCGAUCCAGCUUCCGGCCGUCGUUGGAUCUCGGACGCGAGACAAGCCGGGCGUCGUUCCAGAGCGACAGCUUUAGCGUGGAAAGUUUCGCCGCGUCGAGCACAAAGGACGACAGGGACGGUGCGAGCCUGCUCGCCAAGGAUCCCGACCUCGCCACGGCGCUCGCGCUCGCGCUCAGCUCGGUGCCAAUCAGCGCCCCGACGUCGAGCGCCUCUGCGCCCGGCCAGUCCGCUCAGGGCUCCUACACAUCGCUCUUUGGGGCCGACGCGUACGGUCCAGCGGCCGCAAAGCAUGCCUCAGGCAAGGGCAAGGACCGCGACCACUCGGCGUCAGCCACUGGUCGUGGCGUGUUGUUCUUCACCGUCCACGAGGCAGGUCCGGAUACCAAGGGCAGCGGCACCUGGUACCUGGCGCUGGCGACGUCAAAGAGCGUGAUGGUGUACGAGGCAGUGCCGGCGAAGCGGGGUGGAGGACGUUCUUGGGCCUGGAUGAAGGAGCUGUACGCUCCCUUUGCGAUCAAGGCCGUCGCGUUCGCCCCUGCGCUGGUGGCCGACAGUGCGCUGGCAUCGGGAUCGCCGACGUCGUCCGGCGGUGGAGCAGUCAGUGCGAGCAUGAAGCUCAAGGUCUCGUCAGCCGACGCACCGCUCUCGGCCUCUCCAAAGGGGGCAGGCCACGGGGGUCACAACGCAAAGCGGCCGCUCAGCGGCUACUCGAGCAUCCUCAAGCCUUACCACUCCCUAGCCAGCGCCGCCCCGAGCUCGUGGCACCGCGCUGACCUCUGUGUCAUGGUCAGCUUCGGUCGCAGAUCUGUCGUUAUCCGGCUCAGCGAUUCCAACGUGCGCGAGUUUGAGCUGAUGCCCUUGGCGGAUGUCGUCGCAGCCGCUCCAGGCAACGGAUCCCUCGGGCAAUCGCAUCUGGCGCUGCUGCCUCAGGUCGCUGGCCCGACGGCGUCGCCUAGCAGCAAGGAGAAGGCACCCAGACCCCGCAGCAUCAUCUCGCUCGGCCUCGGACCGACAGCUUCCAACACUUCGUCGGCGGGCGCCACGAGGUCGAACGCGGGCCACGAGCGUCAGAGGGAGAACGGCACGCAGGACCUCAAGUCGAGCAGCAAGCACAAUUGGGUCGGCUUCACUGCACUUCAAGCGCAGAUCCGGGUUCGGCAGCACAUUGUUGAUGCCGAGCCGACGCACUCCCGCAGUCGCAGCUCGGUGCCACCGGGAGCCGAGUCGUUUGUGCGCAGUGGCGCGCCUCCUCGCCCUGCAUCGUAUGCGCAGCCGCUUGCCAGGCCGCUGCCCCAGGUUCCGGGCGCGCGCGAAGCGACGGCGGCGCAGCGCGAAAAGGAGCUGCCUCGUCCGCCGCCGCCGCAGUCGUUGUCGUUUGAUCGCCGCGCCUCGAGACAGUACCUUGAUGACGCGAGCCGGCGGGCAUACGAGGCCGUUCAGGCCGAAAGCAGCAGCAGCGGAAGCGAUGACGAUUACGGUCCGUCCAGCGUUCCACCAGCACGGGGCUACUCGCUGCACGACACGGCGCCGAACAGACCCGGCGCAAGCGGUGGGGAUGCCCAGGGCGCACGCGGCGGCCGCAGCAGCCGUCAGCCGCUCAGGCGAAGCAGCAGCACGCCCGACCUCACCGCGGGAACGAAUCUCGUCUCGGUGCGGAUGGCCCUGGUCUCGCGAGGCAGCAUCACGCAGGUGCUGCCGCUGCCCUUGCCGGUCGAUCUGGCACGGCCGCUUCCCUUGGCGGCCCUGCAGUGGUCGGACACGCCCAAUUCGGUCUCGGGCUGGGCGCGGGUGCUGGGCGUCGAGCGGGCCCGAUCGAGUGGACCGGUCUCGGUCGACCAUCUGAGGAGCGGCGCAAGGACUGCCGGCAACGUUGGCGGGGGACUGUCGUCUUCCCGGCCCCAGCUCAUCUCGCGCAACUCUUCUUCCAGCCUCAACAAGGGCAACGUGCUCGGCAUCCACGUCGGCAUCACCGCCGUGGCGUUCCUGCCGAGCCGGAUCGAGAUGAAGCGGGUCAGCUUCAAGACGGAGGCGGUGGUCAACUUUGACCUGCACCGAAACGCCGAGCUUGAGCUGGUGCCUUUGGUGCCCCUGUCAGACUAUCAGAGGCCAGCGGGGCCGGCGAUGUCCGCGCAGGCCGAGCAAGGCCACCCGCCCUCCAUGCCUCGCGCAGGCCACACCCGGUCGAGGAACAGUAUCUUCGGCUCCGACUCGGCGGCCGGGGGAUGUUGGCAAGCGCCAGCGUCGAGAUCGAUGUCGCGGCCUGUGUCGACCGUCUCGACCUCGACGGCGCAUUCGACGGCGGCAGAUUCGAGCGUCGCGGGCUACGAGACGGCAUGGGAUGCGGCGACGGCCGAGGAGGAUGCGGAUGCGCGCGCCUGGUCCGACGUCGAGCUCGAAUACCUCUGCGGCAACCUGCUGACCGUCAGCCCCAUCGACCUCGACGCCAGCGCGGCAGGGUCCGAGGCUGCCGUCUUCCGGCUGUCCGGCCAAAACAGCGAAGGCACCACGAGCCCGGGCCAGGUGCUGAGGGAGUUGGCCGGCGAUGGUGGCAUCGUCGCGUACGACUGGAGGGGUGCCGAGGACUACCGGAUCUUCUGCGUCGGCGCCCAGGGCUAG